This is a messenger RNA of Manis pentadactyla (Chinese pangolin), 8332 nucleotides long. It is a transcript of the gene UHMK1, whose product is annotated as U2AF homology motif kinase 1. NCBI's taxonomy places the organism in Eukaryota, Metazoa, Chordata, Mammalia, Pholidota, Manidae. The transcript is spliced from 8 exons. Gene Ontology annotation, molecular function: UDP-N-acetylglucosamine diphosphorylase activity; RNA binding; protein serine/threonine kinase activity. Gene Ontology annotation, cellular component: nucleus; neuronal ribonucleoprotein granule. Gene Ontology annotation, biological process: UDP-N-acetylglucosamine biosynthetic process; regulation of protein export from nucleus; positive regulation of translational initiation. The record is from RefSeq and is a predicted model, not a curated record. The coding region runs from base 180 to 1439 and encodes 419 amino acids.
GCCCGGGCGCACGCGGCUUCCGGUGUCAUGGCGGCUCGAGCGCUCGGCAGUCGGUGAGGCGGCGGCAGGCCCCUCCCUGCGGAGCCGCGGGUCCGGCGGCCGGGGAUGUGACCGCGGGCGCUGCCGGCCUGCCCCGGGCGUCGUGUCAGCUCGCGUGUCGGUGCCCUCAGUCCAGCCCGAUGGCGGGAUCCGGCUGCGCGUGGGGCGCCGAGCCGCCGCGGUUCCUGGAAGCUUUCGGGCGGCUGUGGCAGGUCCAGAGCCGCCUGGGGAGCGGCUCCUCGGCCUCGGUGUAUCGGGUGCGCUGCUGCGGCACACCCGGCUCGCCGCCCGGCGCCCUCAAGCAGUUCCUACCUCCGGGAACCACCGGGGCCGCGGCCUCGGCCGCCGAGUACGGCUUCCGCAAAGAGAGGGCGGCGCUGGAGCGGUUGCAGGGUCACAGGAACAUCGUGACUUUGUAUGGAGUCUUUACAAUCCACUUCUCUCCAAAUGUGCCAUCACGCUGUCUAUUGCUUGAACUCCUGGAUGUCAGUGUUUCGGAAUUGCUUUUAUAUUCCAGUCACCAGGGUUGUUCCAUGUGGAUGAUACAGCAUUGUGCCAGAGAUGUUCUGGAAGCCCUUGCUUUUCUUCAUCAUGAGGGUUAUGUCCAUGCAGACCUCAAACCACGUAACAUACUGUGGAGUGCAGAGAAUGAAUGUUUUAAACUCAUUGACUUUGGACUUAGUUUCAAAGAAGGCAAUCAGGAUGUAAAGUAUAUUCAGACAGACGGGUACCGGGCUCCAGAAGCAGAACUGCAGAAUUGCUUGGCCCAGGCCGGCCUGCAGAGUGAUACAGAGUGUACCUCAGCUGUCGAUCUUUGGAGCCUAGGAAUCAUUUUACUGGAAAUGUUCUCAGGAAUGAAACUGAAACAUACAGUCAGAUCUCAGGAAUGGAAGGCAAACAGUUCUGCUAUUAUUGAUCACAUAUUUGCCAGUAAAGCAGUGGUGAAUGCCGCAAUUCCAGCCUAUCACCUAAGAGACCUUAUCAAAAGCAUGCUUCAUGAUGAUCCGAGCAGGCGAAUUCCUGCUGAAAUGGCAUUGUGCAGUCCAUUCUUCAGCAUUCCUUUUGCCCCUCACAUUGAAGAUCUGGUGAUGCUCCCGACUCCAGUGCUAAGGCUGCUGAACGUGCUGGAUGACGAUUAUCUGGAGAACGAAGAGGAAUAUGAAGAUGUUGUGGAAGAUGUAAAAGAGGAGUGUCAGAAAUAUGGACCAGUGGUGUCUCUGCUUGUUCCAAAGGAAAAUCCUGGCAGAGGACAAGUCUUUGUUGAGUAUGCAAACGCUGGUGAUUCCAAAGCUGCUCAGAAAUUGCUGACUGGAAGGAUGUUUGAUGGGAAGUUUGUUGUGGCGACAUUCUACCCACUGAGUGCCUAUAAGAGGGGAUAUCUGUAUCAAACUUUGCUUUAAUCAGUAAACUAAGGACUGUUUCCUGUUUCUCCUCUUCCAUUUCCUGGGUUAUUGUAUUCUACAUCUGAAUGCAGAAGUAUCCCCCUUAUCAUUUUUAGGGAAUACUUUGUACAUUUAUUUAAUCCUACUAAUGUGCAGCCAUUGCUCACGCAGUGACACAUUGCAGAUGUUUGACACCGAGUAGGACAAACCCACCCAGCUAUGUAUUGAGGGGUUCAGAGCGUCCACAUGGGCAGCCUUUUUUGUGCAGUAAGGCCAGCGCUGCUCUUCCUUAUGUACCUAAAAAGAUACUAAUUAUUUCAUGUGAUCAGGAAGCCAGGAUGAGUAAUACCAUGUAGUGAGUAAUAACAAAUGUGUUAGAGUUGGUGACGUCAUUUACAGAUUGCUCCCUCAUGUUGUCGGUUGGUUCUUCCUUAUUGCUGGUAUCCAUGGCUGGCACCGGAUGCUCUCAGUAAUGUUAAGUAAUUAAUUGUUAAGCAGCAAUUACCUACUGUGUUCUUAACACUGAGUUGUGAAUUUUUUUAAAGGAGUACUGUAAUACUGAAUAUUCCUUUAAAAAAACUGCAGUGAGCCUAUUUACAUUUUUUUUUUAAGUAAGGCUUUUAAAAUAGAAAGCUGAUGAUCUUGCACAAUUUUUAUGUCUAGUAUGUAUGCUUGAAUGAGUGUGCAGGUGUGAAAGAUUAGAGAAAAUUCGAGUCAGUGUACUUUAUAGUGUGAAUCUUGUGAGCUGAUACAGUCUAUACUCUUACCUACCUGUUUCAUAUCUAUAAGAUUUAGGAUAUAAGUUUUGGAGAGUUGGUCUGUCUAAUAGAAUGUAAAUGAGAAAAUAGUUCAUUCCUGAGAGGCUCAGAACAGUAAGUCUAAACUGGGUUACAUGGAAACUCUCUUAAAGUGAUUAGAACAAAGAACAGGUACUUUACAGGUAAAGUGCCCCAUCCUUCAUCUAGUUUAGACCCUUUUUAGCUCAUCUUUUUGUACUGAAUCUCCUAUGAUCAUUGUAAGAUUUCUCAAGAUACAUUGCUGUGUACUAUUGAAGUGGGUCAAAAAGAAAGAAUUAGAUGUUCAGUGAAGGGAAAAGAAAAGAAAAAAAUGGGCAGAGAGAGAGAGUGGGUAAUCAAGGAUUCUUUUUUCUUCUCUUUCAUUCCCACCUCUCCCCUCUUCCUUCUCUCCCCCAUUCUCUCCCUCCAUCCUUAGCUGAGGAGAAGCUAAGGGACAGCAUCCAGGUGAUCUGGCUUUUGACUGCAAGGAGUUUAAGAAGGAUGAGGCUGUAGUAAGGUGCAAAUAGAAAAGAAAACUUGGGAAGAAUUCUUAAACGAUUCAUAGCAAUCUAAUGUGUCCCUGAGCAGAGGGAACAGGCUUGAUUACAUGGCUUUAGGAGUUAGAAUUAUGGGUUCCUUCCCCUUUAUGGUAGAUUGUCCUUAAAGUUUAAGACUUAAGAAACCUUUAUAGAGCGCUGAUCAUACAGAAGAAAAAAAGACAAGUUAUAUACAGGUUAUGAAAUUUUUCUUAUUUCCUUACCUAAAUGAAAUUUUAAUUUAUUUUUUCCUAAGAAAAAUGCUUUUAUAUCUUUCCCUGCUGGAAGCCUCCUCAUAUAGUCUUUCUCUGUGUGUGCCAGGUUUUUGGGAACCCAAUUAAGAAUUUCAUUUUAGAGGAUGAAUUAUUCUCUGUUUAAACAAUUACUAUUUGACAUUUUAGUUAUUUACAGUUACCACAUUAUUCAGGACUCUUCCUUAAUCUUUAUUAUAAGGCCAAAGUUGGCAUAAGGGGGCUGAUUUAUGAAUUGCCAAAAGGUCUUGUGGUGUGGUCCCCAAGGGAAGACUCGAUAGUAAGCUUCUAAUAUGUGCCCUUAGAAGGGCACUAGUAUAUUUCAUUUCGGCCCUUUCAGCUGUUGAUGAGCUGAUUUGUUUUCAAAUAAAAAUUCUAGAGACUAUAACCAGUAUUGUAGAGACCUAGGCUUUCCUAAAACAUAAAUAUUUAUAUGUAGCGUCUUCCAUGGUGAUUAAAAACACCACGUUCUUCCAUCCAUACUAAAGAACACAGAACAUGAAUGAAUUCUUUUUUAAGGACAAGUGUGCUGGGUCAGCACAUAAAACUUUCUCAUUCCCUCCCUGCCCCGUGCAAAAGAAUCCUUAGGAAUAAACUGCAAGUGGGCUCCUAAGCUUAGUGCCGCAGUCCGCUGCUGACUCGCGCUGCCGGAUCUCACGGCCUUCUUUGAUCACCUUCCUGCUGGUGAAGUCACACGUACAUGUAGUGUUUAACACUGUAAUUUUAUUACAAAAGAUGCUAACUAGAUUUUAAGGGAGCUGAGGGGCUAAUUGAUGGGCCUGAGUAACUAUGUAUUGAAUUAAAUAUUUUAUAUUAAAGAGACAGGAUUGAAAGAAGAUGCCCCGUGUAUAAAAAUUAUUUUAUAGCUCUUAGCCCAUUACCACCAAAGAUGACAUAUGCAGAUUCACCCUCCUUCCUUUGAUAUUAUAAGAAGUUUAACCUUACUAUCUUUCUUUACCAUGAACCAAAUAUUAUCAAAAGAUACAAUUUUCAUGAUUCUUUUAGGAUGAAAUAUAUACAGAGAUUUUGAUUCCUUGAAGUUACUAAAAACCCAGAAGUUUUCUUUUUGAGAGGUGAGGUAAAGAGGUGAGGGUUUGUGUCACUUAACCCCUACCCUUUUGGGCAAAUUUUAUCUCAGGUAGUUUUUCUUGCCCCAAAUUGAUAUCUGUGCUUCCUUCCCUCUUGCCCUCCCAGUUUCUUCUUACUGUUCCAUGAGAUUGUCAUGGUACAUUUUCAGCCCAGAAAAGACAUAAAUUGAUUAUUCUAUAGGAAAUCUUUGGUUCUUAGGAACCAUAUUUGGAGAGGUGGCUAGCCUAGUUACUUUCACAACUUUAGUGCUGUAUUUAGAGGAAGAGAAUGAGUGGGUUGGACACCUCAGUUAAGAGACAGCAUUGGCUAAAAGUGACUGUUGGCUGCGUUUUAAAGGAAUAAUUAAAAAACUAUCCUCUUGGAAUAAGAGAUUGCAUUGAUUGCCACUGGGUAUCUUCCUUGUUUUAUGCCCAAAAAUAUAGUAACUCUUUAAAGAAACGCUCUCUGUUGUGUGUUGAGCCAAAACUAUGGCCACUUUUAGAAUAAAAUCCUAAAUAUAGUUUUACUCAUCCUUUUUUGUUUUUAUUGAGACAAGUGUUACCUUCUUUUUGGUACUCCAGCUGCUAAAGAAAGUGCUGAGUCAUGUUAAAUGAACCCUGUUAAAAAAAUCCCUGAAUUUUUAUUUAACUUGCAUUCUAGAUUCAUGUUACUUGUACUUAUUUUCACCUUUGAGCAAAUUUAUUAUAGGGAAUGCUGCCCGAAACAGUGCUGCCAUGUAGAGAAAGCUUAAGAGAAACUGUGCAUGGGUUUGUAUUCAUGUUAUUAUACUGGGCUUUUACUCUGGUAAUGGCAUUAGUUAUGUUUCUGGAGUAAAAGUCAGAGUUCCAACACUUAGAUGAUGGUUCAUGGCUCAUUUCAGUUUACCCAUCAUAUGCAGGUAACUAAGAUUUUGGCAUUAUUUUCUUCUUAGAGAUCUUAAUAUUCUGACUUUAUUGGGCCUAUGUUAUAUAAUUUCUACUAUCAGUUACUUGGCAGCAUGACAUUUUAUUUCUUAUAAUUUAAUGAAAAUCAGUACCAUAGUAACUGAUGGUAAUUACAAUAACAUGGUUCCUGGGUGAGGGGGUAGGGGAGAUGCUCAGUAACCGAGUGUUUUACCUAGACGUUUAUGCAAGGGUACAUGUUAGGGGGCUUUAUUCAGAUCAGGGUACAGAUGGAAUUGCAUCAUGACAUUUAGUUUGGUGGAUGUGUAGACAGUCAAAGCUUGAAGCAAGUGCCUUGUGUUUUCUGGAAAAUACUAGAACUCAUUUGGGUGAAAGCUUCCCAGAUGAUGAUAAUUUAUUGUACCUCUACCUUUUCCUUGGAAUAACCUUUGGAUUGAAUCAUGUAGUGUAAAAGUCCAAAAUUUCCUUGGUUUACCUCUUUUUGAAUGUGUAAAACUAUUUGUAUUUGUUUUUUUCCCAAUAUUACAUGUGAUGGGAAAGCCAAAGUUUAUCUGGCAGAAUCUUAAUUCUUCCUUGAAUCUAGUUCCGUUUUUUAACAUAUGGUUCUCUCUUCAAAUCUUAUUACUUUAGCUCUCUGAUACAGUUUAUUUCUUGUCAAUUGUGGUCAUGUUCAGACCAGCCUCUGGUCACAAUUAGCGUCAAAUAAUUUCCAUUUCUUAAGGUGCUCAAAAGUCAUCUUAACUUUGACAUGGCAGUCUUUUCAAAUUAGUAUUACUUAAAAGCUUUCUCAAUGAAUAUAAAUAUAAAAAUGGUUUAGUCUCCACAAUAUGGAGCUCAGCUGAGCCUCUUCUGGUAUAUUUAGAUCAGGUACAUUUUCUAAGUUACAGAGGAACAUGGAUGUUUAGUUUUGGAAGUACCCCAAAUUUUAAAGGUCUUGUUUUGUUCCGUUUUAGGUUAGCUACUUCUCUGCCUGAUACUGCAGGGUGUAUCAGGUUUUGUUUUCUUAGCCCCACCCCACCCAGUGUUUUCACUAUUUUUUAAGCCGUGUGAUAAGCAGUAGGUUCACACAGUGGCAUGCAGUUGACAAAUACUAUGGAUAUUUAAGAAGAGGUAAACAAUUUUAUCUAUUUUUGCUGCAAUUUUAUAGGAGAAAGGGGCUAUAAAAGAACCAGAGAGCAUUUAGGGAAUUUUAUAUUUUAUAGGUGUUAAUUACUGUGACCUUCACGAUAUAAGAUACAUAGUUUAUGCAAGCUUUGUUCUCCUGAUAAGAAGGUUUUAUUAAUUUUCCUACAGCUCAGCACUUUCAUUGUUCUUAUACUGCUUAUUAGGGUUAAUGUUUCAAAUUUGCUUUAUUUGUGCUUUUCAGACAGUUGUCAUGAUCAUGGCAGUUAUGUUUGUGGCACCAUAAAUGCUGGAAUUCAUGGGAAACUUACAAAAUGAUUGCCUGAAUGUUAUUUCCCAUUAGAAAGAGUAGCUGUCACAGUAUCUUAAAGAAAACUGAUGGAUUUUUUGAAAGCCAUGUAAGUUUGAUGACCUAGGUUCAUAGUAUUUUAAUUUAAAGGCAAAGAGAAGCAUUUUAUCUUAAUUGCCUUAAAUGACCAUUAAUCCUUGUUUUGCAGAAAAGAGCUUAUUUUGUUAUACUAUUUUGUAUAAUGAAAAUAAGUCACAUUCUAGAGGGAAAAAAAACCCAAACUGGAAUUGUUAGUUUCUUUGUUUCUUCUUGAAAACCCCUUAUGUAAACAGCAGAGCUAAUUGUUAGCAUGGUAAACUCUUGAUGGUCAGCAAGAGAAUUAUUUGUGGUCACUUGUUUUGCCCUCCUAUUUUGGAAUUGCCUCUCCCUUCUAGGUUAUCACUUACUAACAUUCAUGAUGUCAGGACAAUGAACCAUAAAAGCAGAUAUAUGGGGUUUGAAGUCAUGCAUAUAUGGACUCAAAAUACCUUAAGUUAUUUGAAUUAUCUCACUCUGUGUUGUUUUAUUAGCAUGGAUUGCUAGGAGUCUGCCAAACUUAAGAGUAAAGAAGAGAAAAAAUAGAGAUAUGAAAGGAAGAAAGUGGCUUCCUACUGGUAUUUGCAAUUUUCCAUGUAGCUUAUGAUCUAAAAAUGAUACUUAUUUUUAAAAAUCUAGGUCUGGUACUUGUAGCACAGAAACACUGCCUUUCCUACACAUUCCUAAUUACUGUUUCCCCAGAAAAUUAAUAUAAGAAUUUACGAAACCAGAAUAAAUAUCCGUAUUCAAUAUGGCCUAAUAUUUUUGAAAUAAAUAUUUAAAUUCCAGGGAUUUUUGUGUACUUGGUAUACAUCAAGAUACAUGCAAAUCAAGGUUCAGGAAGGACCUGGGAUUCAGCCAUCUCUGUAUUUCCCUUUGCACGUCAGGUGCAGUGGGUGGCAUUAGUGUGCACUGGCUGCACAGUUACAGCACCUUACGCGAGUAAGUAGCACUUAUUCAUUAGAAUAAAAAAAAAAUAGCUAAGCUGCACUUCUGUAGAAUAUUUACUUUGCAGAGGGUAAAGCUGUCAUAUCUUUUCUAGCAGGAUUUCUUCCUUCAUUCUUAAUUCCUGGUUGAAAAAAUCUUUAACAAAUUAACAUUCCUCUCUUAUCCUCUUAAAAGUGUCAAACUGGGGUAGAAAGGUUUGGUUCUCCCCCACCCCAACCACCACCAGAAAGGGCUCCAUCUUUAUCUUUUGAUCACUCUUAGAAGUCCAGUUGUGAUCGUACAUUUAGCAGUUUAUGGUUUCCUGUUUCACUGGAGUGAUUGUGAAUAUCAAAAUCUAUUAUUUCCCUCUGUAACAGGUAAUGGCUAUGUUUUUGACUAGAAGGUGUGGUUAGAAAAAAUGUGAAAGAUCACUUAAACCAAAGCCAGUCACAAGGAGUAUUCUCUCCUGUUGGUUUACCUUCACCUCAGAAGUCCGAGAAUAUUACAGUACAUAGUGAGUAGCUGUCUAUAAUAUUUCUACCAGCUGUUCAAAUAGCAUAUUGGUCUUGGCAUUUCUUGGCACAGUGGUUCUCUGUUUUGGUGAUGUCUUAUUGUUUGUGAGAUUUUUUCUUUAAAUAAUUAAGUGGGACUAUACAUGUCGAUGUGUUAUCAGUACUAAAAAGUUGUUUUCUCAGAUCCCUAAUUUCGAAUUUCUAUUCAAGUCCUUUAAACUUGUUUUUUCUUGCUAAAUAGCAAAGAACUUACUUUUCCACUUUCCUGUAUAUCUAGAAAGUACGGACACUGCGUUUCAGUCGACUGUAUUGUGUAUAGUUCCUCGCUGAAACUUCCUGUAAACACAAUUGCCUUGUUCAGUUUUGUUGUAAACUGACCAUAAAAUGCACUGUUGAUAUGCUUUCUGAUAUGUGUUUGAUAAGGGUGAUAAAAUAAAGCUUAUUAAAAAUAAA